UGUGAACCACGUGAAGGAUCGUCCUGCUCCUAUCCGUGGAACCGUGACUCAAAAGUCUCAAACUACUGGUUUUUCGACCUUUUUAGAUCCGGAGAAAUUCGAAGAUCGCUGAUAACGGAACUUGAAUCCACCUCUCUCGUUUUCCGAUGGAGAGCGUCUUCGUCGUUCCUCACUUCGAUUAACAUUUACAUAAUCUGCCAAGGGAAUUCCUAACGACGCUUGAGAUAAUUUGGGAUCCGUAGGUGUUUGUGGAAAUUACCGGUCGUAGUCUCAAGUGGAAGAAGAAAGAUUCGUGGUAAUUCCUGACAAAGAUCGUGCCUGUUAUCAAGAAAGAAGGAUUUUCGUAAUUAAUUAUUGGAAUGGAUCAAAGAAUGCGAAGUGCAAGUGACAAUUUGCUCUCUGCAGUGGUGCCCCUGUUGAAACUCCUGUGCCUUACUGUAAUCGGUCUCAUCCUUGCCCAUCCACGGACCCAAAUCAUCCCUCGCGCCACCUUCAAGCUUCUUAGCAAGCUUGUUUUUGCCCUCUUCCUCCCAUGUCUCAUUUUUGUCCACCUCGGUCAAUCGGUCACCUUGGAUGAUGUCUUGCUUUGGUGGUUUGUGCCUGUUAAUGUGCUAAUCAGCACAGCUAUAGGCUGUGCUCUGGGUUACAUUGUUGCUCUUAUUUGCAGGCCCCCACCUCAGUUCUUCCGAUUCACUGUUAUCAUGACCGGUUUUGGCAAUACAGGAAACCUCCCAAUUGCUAUUGUUGGAUCAGUUUGCCAUAGCUCAGAUAAUCCGUUUGGACCUGGUUGCCACAGAACUGGGAUUGCUUAUGUAUCAUUUGCUCAAUGGGUUGCUGUCAUCCUUGUUUACACGUUUGUUUAUCACAUGAUGGAGCCACCAAUGGAGUAUUACGAGAUUGUAUCAGAAGACAAUGAAAUUGUGGAGGAACCAAUCAAUAAUAUUAGUAUGCCAUUGCUUCAUGAAGCUGAAUGGCCAGGAAUAGUAGAUAAAGGAACAAGACAUUCCAAGAAACCAUUUAUAGCCAGAGUGUUUAUGAGCAUUUCCGGGUCAUCAAACACAUUCCCUGACAUUGAUUUCUCAGAAGAGGGGGGAGCAGAUGUCGGGCCUAGUAGUCCAAAGUCCCUGAGGUGCUUGGCAGAACCAAAGGUCAUUCGGAGGAUUAGAGUUGUUGCUGAAGAAACUCCAAUUCGGCACAUCCUUCAGCCCCCAACAAUUGCUUCUUUGUUGGCACUUAUAGUGGGAAUGGUUCCGGUGUUGAAAGAUUUUGUGUUUGGGUAUGAUGCACCACUUUCUUUCAUCACUGACAGUUUGGACAUCUUAGCUGGUGCUGUGGUUCCCUCUGUAAUGUUAAUUCUUGGAGGAAUGCUCGCAGAAGGUCCUAAUGAUUCAGCUCUUGGGAUCAGAACUACAAUCGGCAUCACUAUAGCAAGGCUUGUGGUACUUCCAAUGAUAGGGAUUGUAGUGGUGGCUUUAGCUGAUAAGUGGCAUCUUUUGAUUGAAGGAGACCAGAUGUACCGUUUUGUGCUUUUGUUACAGUAUACUACACCAAGUGCUAUAUUGUUGGGUGCCAUUGCUAGCUUGAGGAAUUAUGCUGUGAAAGAAGCUUCAGCACUCUUGUUCUGGCAGCAUAUAUGUGCUGUGGUAUCUCUCUCACUCUAUAUUGCUAUUUACUUCAAGCUGCUAUCCUAUGUCUAAGGUCAGGACCUUCUACUUGUUUUCCUGAAAAAUGGUUGCCAAACAUGCGUACUGUUCUUGGUAUGUUACUUUUGUGGUCCAAAAUUAAUAAUGAUUAGGUUGUGUGAGUAGCUUGUUUAGUUGUUUCCGAAUUAUGCAACGACGACAAUGGGGAAGUUAUCUCUUUGUAAAUUGUUAGAUGAUGACCUUUUGUAUCUUAUGAGUUGCUCUACAAAAUUCUUAUUUGUUCUCUCCUUA
Molecule: messenger RNA, 1934 nt
Organism: Zingiber officinale
Lineage: Eukaryota; Viridiplantae; Streptophyta; Magnoliopsida; Zingiberales; Zingiberaceae
Product: protein PIN-LIKES 2-like
Exons: 2
Coding region: 360-1697 (445 amino acids)
Biological process (GO): endoplasmic reticulum to cytosol auxin transport
Cellular component (GO): membrane
Source: RefSeq, a predicted model, not a curated record